This is a messenger RNA of Gastrolobium bilobum, 1936 nucleotides long. Its product is annotated as glycosyltransferase BC10-like. Bases 544 to 1587 code for a protein of 347 amino acids. Gene Ontology annotation, cellular component: membrane. Gene Ontology annotation, molecular function: glycosyltransferase activity. The record is from RefSeq and is a predicted model, not a curated record. The transcript is spliced from 2 exons. NCBI's taxonomy places the organism in Eukaryota, Viridiplantae, Streptophyta, Magnoliopsida, Fabales, Fabaceae.
AAUAGUAACACCUAAAACCUUUAAAAAUCUGUUAUCAAAAAAAAAAAAAACCUUUAAAAAUCAGUUCAACAAAUCAUCUCCAGAAAAAGAAAAAUUAAAAAAAUCCUCAAUUUUUCCUACCGUCCACUUUACACUCCCAUUUCAUCUAUCGGUUCCACCAAAAACUUCUCUUCGUGUCCAAAUCCAAAGGGUAAACCCAAACCAUAACCGAUGUUAUCAUCCCCGUACAUGUGACCUUCAAUUUUUCUUCCAAGAAAACUCAUUAACUUUACCACUCAUCUAACUCCACAAUUCUUCUCAAAACAGAAUCCAUAUAAAAGAUUAAAAUAAAGGGAGAUACGAAGUCAUUUGAAGAGAAAAAAUAAAAAAAUAUGGGUCCAUUAAACCCUAAAAUAAAAUACAAACAAAACCAAAUAAACGAGAAACCGAAAACCCCCGUUUAUUUUCUUCACUCUACACUCUCAUUGUCUUCCAUCAAAAUUUCACAGUAAACACUUCUCAACACUUCUGUCCCAAACCAACAAAACCAAAGAACAUCAUCCAAUGUUGUCUUCACCCAUACUUGUCUCCCUCACUCUCUUCAUCUCUCUCCCUCUUAUCCUCCUUUUCUCCCCACAAAUCCUACCCCAAACAUACUUUCCCUUCUCCUCCGAGGCCGACGACCUCGCCCUCUUCCGCCGCGCCACCACCGCCGCCCACACCACCAACCACUUAGCCACCACCACAAACCCCAAACCCAAAAUCGCCUUCCUUUUCCUCACAAACACCAACCUCACCUUCGCCCCCUUGUGGGAAAAAUUCUUCGCCGGCAACCACCACCUCUUCAACAUCUACAUCCACGCCGACCCCUCCUCCGCCUUCGCCUCUCCCGGCGGGGUCUUCGAGGGCCGUUUCAUCCCUGCCAAAAAAACCCACCGCGCCUCCCCAACUCUCAUCGCAGCGACACGACGCCUCUUAGCCUCAGCUCUUCUCGAUGACCCACUCAACCAAUACUUUGCUCUUAUCUCUCAACAUUGUAUUCCGCUCUUGUCGUUUCGAUUCGUUUAUAACUAUCUCUUUAAGGAUCCAUUAACUUCCUUAAAAAGUUUUGCUGGUUCCGGUUUCCGGUACCGCAGCUAUAUUGAAAUUCUCUCCGAUGAGCCGAACUUGUAUGACCGUUACCUAGCUCGCGGAGAGAAGGCGAUGCUGCCGGAGGUGCCGUUCGAGGCAUUUCGGGUCGGGUCACAAUUUUUUGUCCUGACCCGACAUCACGCCGCAGUUGUGGUUAGGGAUCGGAAGCUUUGGAAGAAGUUCAGGCUUCCUUGCGUCACGGAGGAGCCGUGCUACCCGGAGGAGCACUAUUUUCCUACGCUUCUGUCCAUGAAGGACACGAACGGGUGCACCGGGUUCACGCUCACGAGAGUGAACUGGACCGGUUGCUGGGACGGGCACCCUCGCCUGUAUACCCCGCCGGAGGUAUCGCCGGAGCUUAUUCGCCAGCUGAGGGAGUCGAAUUCAAGCUACUCGUAUCUCUUUGCAAGGAAAUUCUCACCGGAAUGUCUGGAGCCGUUGAUGAACAUCGCUGAUGACGUCAUUUUCCGGGAUUGAAGCGAGGGCAUCUUUGUUGAUUUUGCUGCGAAGAGAAAAGCUCAUGUUGAUGUACAAUGCCAAUGUCUUAAUGAUGUGUAUAGAAAAUCUGAUUGCUUUAAUUGUAGAGGUUAGUUGUAAUGUCUUGUAUGUGAAACGGACUAGGGGCUAAGUGUGGUCUCCAAAGGAGGCCACCACUGUUGAAUAUUGAGAACUGUAUUUUGAAAAACGUCAUGGAAAAGGUCCAUUGUAAAGGGGGUGAAAGUAUAUAAGAUGGAUAUAUUUUAUCUGUUUGUGAUAGGCAAAUCUUGUGUGCAACACAAAAAGAAAGCAAGCAAUAGCCAAUGUUCAUUAUUGUUUUUUUUCUUCU